AUGGAGUAAAGCAUCUGCGGGACAGAACAAGUAUCGGACGAAACAUGCUAUGGACAAUAUUACUACUGCUAUUUAAUGGACUCCUAAUACUGGUUUACGUUUACUCCAGUCGUACGAGACAGAAGAAUGAGCCACCUUUGGACAAAGGUGUCAUCCCAUGGCUCGGCCACGCUCUCGAGUUUGGAAAAGAUGCUGCAAAGUUUUUGGCCCGGAUGAAGGACAAACAUGGGGACAUCUUCACAGUCCGUGUUGCUGGUCAUUACGUGACAGUGCUGUUGGACCCAAACUCUUUCGAUGAGGUGCUGAACGACACCUUCUGCUUGGACUUUGCCCGCAGCAAAAAGCAGCUCUUACAAAGGAUCUUUUGUCUUCAGCUGCCGAGCAUCAAACCUACAGCGGAGAGGAAAUGGAUGGAACAGCAUUUUCAAGGUCUCAGCCUCUCCAAGCUAAGCAGUUCCAUGAAGGCACACCUUCAGAAGCUUCUGUUGAGUGACCAGACAGAUUGCCAACCUUCAAAGUGGACGCAGAACGGACUCUUUAGCCUUUGUUAUAGUCUACUCUUCAGGGCUGGGUAUUUGACCUUGUUCGAGAGGAUAGACGACGCUCCUGCAGUCUAUAAAGAGUUUCGCAAGUUUGAUGAUCUUCUACCAAAACUGGCUCGUUGCUCACUUAAACGAGGGGAAAGAAAAACAGCCGCUUUGUCCCGGGAGCGACUGUGGGAGCUUCUCUCUCCAAAGGGGGUAAGCUUCAGGCUGGAUUCAAACUCCUGGCAGCAGAGCUACCAUCACUUCCUGCAAGAGGAGGGAAUCGAUGCAGAAAUGCAAAACAGAGCUUUCCUCCUGCAGCUUUGGACCACACAGUGUAACACUGGACCUGCUGCCUUUUGGCUCCUUGGCUUCCUGCUCACUAACCCUGAGGCCAUGGAGGCUGUUAAAUCAGAGAUCAGAGACCUUACCCUCCAGCACCCCCUUAUCCACCCGCUGGAGGCACACAGCACACCUGUGUUUGAUAGUGUUUUGAGUGAAACCCUACGGCUUACCGCGGCCGUGAUGAUCAGCAGAGAGGUGGUGCAGGACAAAUGCCUGCGUAUGGCCAAUGGUCAGGAGUACCACCUCAGACAGGGGGACAGAGUAUGUCUGUUCCCCUUUCUCAGCCCUCAGAAUGACGCAGAGAUACACCUGCAACCACAGAUUUUUAAAUAUGAUCGCUUCUUAAACGAGGACAUGACAGUGAAAGAUACAUUCUACAAGGAAGGUAAAAGGCUGAAGUACAUCACCAUGCCUUGGGGAGCAGGGACAAACGUCUGUGUUGGGAAAGAGUUUGCUGUUACAACCAUUAAACAAUUUGUGUUCUUGUUCCUGACUCAUCUUGACCUGGAGUUGUGCAACCCAGAGGAUAAACUGCCUCCAGUGAACACCAGCCGCUACGGCUUUGGGAUGCUGCAGCCAGACGGAGAUCUUCAGAUCCGAUACAGACUGAAGAAGACACAGCCGGAAAUGUGAUUUGAUUAACUGUAAAUAAUGUGGAUUUAUAAACCUUUUUUAUAUGUACUGUAUCACUAUUUAUUUUUGGAUUUUCUCUCUGUCUAUAGUAUAUUUAUCUUUGGUUUUGGUAUUUUCAAUAAAAAGGACAAACUGA
Labrus bergylta (ballan wrasse) is the source of this 1638-nucleotide messenger RNA. RefSeq names its product prostaglandin I2 (prostacyclin) synthase (gene ptgis). Gene Ontology annotation, molecular function: prostaglandin-I synthase activity; heme binding; oxidoreductase activity, acting on paired donors, with incorporation or reduction of molecular oxygen. Gene Ontology annotation, biological process: prostaglandin biosynthetic process. NCBI's taxonomy places the organism in Eukaryota, Metazoa, Chordata, Actinopteri, Labriformes, Labridae. The record is from RefSeq and is a predicted model, not a curated record.